Phragmites australis (common reed) is the source of this 1857-nucleotide messenger RNA. RefSeq lists its product as uncharacterized. The transcript has 8 exons. NCBI's taxonomy places the organism in Eukaryota, Viridiplantae, Streptophyta, Magnoliopsida, Poales, Poaceae. Gene Ontology annotation, cellular component: mannosyltransferase complex; endoplasmic reticulum membrane. Gene Ontology annotation, biological process: GPI anchor biosynthetic process. The record is from RefSeq and is a predicted model, not a curated record. Gene Ontology annotation, molecular function: alpha-1,6-mannosyltransferase activity; GPI mannosyltransferase activity. Bases 139 to 1632 code for a protein of 497 amino acids.
CCCGACCCAACCCGGGCCGGUCUGGAAAUCCGUUGCACUUGGUGGGCUGCCGCCGAGAUCCGAAGAAGCAGAGCCGCCUCGACGCUGCAGCCCGCAGGCGUGCGUGUCCCCUCCCUCUACCCUGCCUCCGUUCAACCCAUGGCGCCGCCGUCGCCGCUCGCCGCCGUCGUCCGCCUCGCCGCGGCCUCCCGCGCGCUGGUCCUGGCCCUCUCCCUGCUCGCCCGCCUCCUCUUCCGCCCCUACGACACCUCCGCGUCGCUGCAUCCGCCCUGCCUCUCCUCUUCCCCCUCCUUCCCGGAUCCCACCACCGUCUCCGCCGCCGUCUCGUCGCUGGCCGUGUGGGACGGCGUCCAUUUCGCUCGUGCCGCCGAGUGCGGCUACGAGUACGAGCAGUCCUUCGCUUUCCUCCCGCUCCUCCCCGCCUCCCUCGCGCUCCUCGCCCGAUCCCUGUUCGCUCCGCUGGUGCCGGUGCUGGGGUACAGGGCCGUGCUCGUGAUCUCCGGCUAUGUUCUCAACAACGUCGCCUUCGUCGCUGCCGCGGCCUACUUCUAUAGAUUGUCUGUGUUGAUCUUGAAGGACCAAAAAACAGCUUACCGAGCAUCUGUUCUUUUUUGCUUCAACCCUGCUUCUGUGUUCUACUCCUCACUGUAUUCAGAAAGUCUUUAUGCACUGUUUUCGCUUGGAGGACUGUUCAACCUGUUUACCGGUGCUAAUACCAUUGCAAUGAUAAUGCUCGCUCUAUCUGGUUCAGCUAGGUCAAAUGGAGCACUUAAUGCUGGUUAUUUCUGUUUUCAGGCCUUGCUACAAGCAUAUGUUGCUGUUCUCCGAAAGAAAAGGCCCUUGUUGGCGGUGCAGGCCCUUAUGACUGCAGCUUUGCGUUCCAUUUUUAUAUUUCUACCAUUCUUUGCUUUCCAAGCAUAUGGAUAUUUAAACAUAUGUGUACACGGGAGCUUGGAUGAGCUGAGGCCAUGGUGCAAAGCAAAAGUUCCCCUUUUGUAUGGUUUCAUUCAAAGCCACUACUGGGGAGUUGGUUUCUUGAGAUACUUCCAAGUGAAGCAGCUACCGAACUUUCUUUUGGCUUCACCAGUACUGUCCCUUGCAGUUUAUUCAAUUGUUCAUUACACAAAAAUGCUUCAUCAACUUUUCCAAACAUCUAGCAUACACAAUCAGAUUAUCGCCCCUCUCGAGGAAAGGUCAGUUGAGUCAUAUAGAAGAUCAGAUGCUGCGACAGUGUUGAGGAGUGAACUGUCUGCUGGACUCGCUGACAAAACUCAAGGAAACUGUGAGGUUAAACAGAGAAAAUCAGUUGCCACCGAGCCAGCUUCUGCAUCUUUAAAUAACACCACGUCAGCUAGCCGAAAUUGCAAAGAGAAUCAGGAUGAAUGCUCCAUAUUACUUCUUCCAUUCGUUCUGCAUCUGGCCUUCAUGAUAUUCACAGCUCUCUUUGUGAUGCACGUCCAGGUGUCAACACGGUUUCUGUCCGCUAGUCCUCCGAUAUACUGGGCUGCUGCUCACAUUUUGGCUACCCCAAGCUACCCCUCUAAAAGAUGGAGCUACUUGAUCUGUGUUUAUUUCGUUGCUUACAUUCUUCUUGGUAGUCUGCUCUUCUCCAACUUCUACCCUUUCACGUAAGAACUGCGGGGAAGAUGGGUUGCAAUAUACAACAGUCCAGAACAGCAGCGUUGUAGUGGCUAGCUAGAGUGCUCACCUGUUUAUCGCCAAUUGGAUGAACUGAACCCGUUACACCUGAAGAUUUCCGUGGGCAUGCACUGUCUCGAUGCAGCUGAUGUAUUCUUGAUUUUAUUUGUUUGAACUAGCUCGAGCAGUUAUCUGGAAUGAAACUACAAAGGUUACCAA